Carlito syrichta (Philippine tarsier) is the source of this 2112-nucleotide messenger RNA. RefSeq names its product tRNA-yW synthesizing protein 5 (gene TYW5). NCBI's taxonomy places the organism in Eukaryota, Metazoa, Chordata, Mammalia, Primates, Tarsiidae. Bases 29 to 976 code for a protein of 315 amino acids. Gene Ontology annotation, molecular function: tRNA binding; 2-oxoglutarate-dependent dioxygenase activity. The record is from RefSeq and is a predicted model, not a curated record. Gene Ontology annotation, biological process: wybutosine biosynthetic process. The transcript is spliced from 8 exons.
GACCGGGAAGAGGCAAGUGUAAGCAGAUAUGGCCGGGCCGCGCAUCCUGGUUCCCCGGCUCGAGGGCGUUUCGCGGGAGAGGUUCAUGCAGCACCUCUAUCCACAGAGAAAACCUCUUGUGUUGGAAGGGAUUGAUUUGGGGGCAUGUACAAGCAAAUGGACAGUGGAUUACUUAAGCCAAGUUGGAGGGAAAAAAGAAGUCAAGAUUCAUGUGGCUGCAGUUGCACAGAUGGACUUCAUUAGUAAGAACUUUGUAUAUAGAACUUUACCCUUUGAUGAGUUGGUCCAGAGGGCAGCUGAAGAAAGGCAUAAAGAAUUCUUUAUUUCAGAGGAUGAGAAAUACUACUUACGAUCACUUGGAGAAGACCCUAGAAAAGAUGUUGCAGAUAUCAGAAAGCAAUUUCCUUUGUUGGAAGGAGAUAUUAAGUUUCCAGAAUUCUUCAAAGAGGAACUUUUCUUUUCCAGUGUUUUUCGAAUUAGUUCACCAGGAUUGCAACUUUGGACUCACUAUGAUGUAAUGGAUAACUUUUUAAUACAAGUGACAGGAAAAAAGCGUGUUAUACUCUUCAGUCCUCGAGAUGCCCAGUAUUUAUAUUUAUCAGGUACUAAAUCAGAAGUACUAAAUAUAGAUAACCCAGACUUAGUGAAAUAUCCGCUCUUUUCCAAGGCUAGAAGAUAUGAAUGCACCCUGGGAGCUGGUGAUGUAUUAUUCAUUCCUGCUUUAUGGUUCCAUAAUGUAAUUUCUGAAGAGUUUGGAGUGGGAGUGAAUAUCUUUUGGAAGCACCUUCCAUCUGAAUGCUAUGAUAAAACAGAUACCUAUGGAAACAAAGAUCCUACAGCAGCAUCAAGAGCAGCACAAAUUUUGGACAGAGCCUUAAAAACACUGGCUGAAUUACCAGAAGAAUACAGGGACUUCUAUGCACGGCGAAUGGUCUUACACAUUCAAGACAAAGCCUACAGCAAGAACUUUGAGUAAAUAAUGAAGUGAAUGUAAGGAAUAUAAAUAUUUUAAUAAAAUCUAGCUCACAUAUCAAAAAAGUAUAACAACAUAAAUUCAUUUUUAGAGAUUCACUUUUAAAAUAGAAAAGAUAAAUCAUCUCAGAUUGACAGGUAAGUAUAAAGGGAUGUUUGUGUGGUUUCUUACUUAAAAGAAUGUGAUGCUACUCUUUAGCUUUCAGAUGCAAAUCAUGAAAAAUCCAACUUAAUAUGAUUAACCAAGAAGAAAAUAUAUUGAACCACAAUGCAUGCAGACUUCUGAUAGAAUGGGCUUCAGUGUUUCCGAUCCAGUGAUUCUGUAAUGUCAUCAAGAACCUCGGGAGCUCCCCCCCUCUUUUCAGCCACAGCACUGGCAUCAUCUGAAGGCUGGCCGCCCUCGUGGUCACAGGAUGAUUGCCAGUGGCAGUUGGGGCCUUGUGCAUCUUCAUUUACAUGCAGCGGAAGAGUCGGGCUGGAUUCCAGCGGCCCCAUAUUAAUGAGAAAGCUUUCCCAGUCCUCACUUCCAAAUCCUUGGGUCUCAUUGCUCUAAAGUAGUUUGAACUGGCAAAGGGUAUGGAAUAACUCUCAGGCCAUGCAGGUCUGCUGGGGCUGAGAGUAGAUCAUCUUCAUUUAAGGUACAUGAGGCACAUAUGGGGGCAGAAUGCGUAUUUUUAAAAAUUAGGGUUCUGAUAGGAAAGCAGGUAAACGACCCGAUAUCUUUCAUAUCUGUCUAGAAUCAGUCUUCUGAGGAGCUUUUCUUAAGCAUACAGAGGCCUUGGACCCCAACUUUGAUUCUAUAUGUUUGGGAUAUGGUACAGGUAAAGACCUCACAAGGCGUUCUGAUAUAUAAUCAGGACAGAGAAGCACUGGAUUUGGGGAUAGGGAUUUGGACAUUAUUAUGUAAUUUGCCCAAAACAAAUGUUUAAUCUGGUCCUAAUUUUUCUUGCCAUCCAGUAUGUCCGUUCUACCCCUUUGUUUUUUGAAUGUUAAAAUAUAAACCAGUUUUAAUUCAUACCUAUGUCUAAACCUUAACCUAAUUAGUUUUCCCCACUGUUUUUUUCACUUAGCCCUUUAAGAGAAAAAUGUAUUUUCUUUAAAAGAAUGAAUAAAUGAGAUCCUAAUAAUGUUGUUUUCAUU